GUCCACGUGUCACCCACUGGUCUCCUCACCGACCUUCCUGUGGACGGCAAGAAUCGGCGACGUGCCCUAAUUUAUCGGAUUCAUCGAAAUUUUAAAAACAUUCCGAUUCCCGAUUGCGGCUUUCGAUCUUGCGGGUCUCUCUCGAUCUCCGUCUUGGGUUUUCGGCCUCCUACAUCGCAUGCGAUUUCGAAUAUUUUCUCUCGAAGCAACAAGGACCAGAGUCUUUCUGAGAAUCUUGCUUUCCUUUGGUGGAUUGGAUUUUUUCCCGUUGUCGUUUUCCAGGAAAAUUUCUGGGUAUUAGCGAGAAAAAUCCGGGUUGGAUUUCCCCCCCCCCAUAAAGGUCUGUUUUUAUUUUUGAAUUUGGGAGGAAAUCAUGCAAAGGAUCGUCGACAACGCCCUCGCUGUAACCAAAGAGUCAGUGAAAACUCUGACAUACGAAUGGUUGAACAACAUCGCUAGAUUCAUAAAUGGAGCUUCUGCACUUCUCUUGACCAUUCUCCCGGGCAAGGCUAACAUUCUCGAAGGACUUCAUGGAUGGGAACUCAGGCCUACAUUUCGUGGACCGCGUUUUCCCCGGUGGAUGCAUAAUGGGGUCUCUUCCUUCAACCAGUUCAUCCACGAGCUCUCUGUGGAUUCUGAUACUUCAAGCUUGGAUUAUUCUUCUGGGGAAGAUAGUGAUGGCAUGUAUCCUGCAUCACCAUCAUCUCAUAGCUCACGUCUCUCGUGGGCUAGUAUUUCUGCGAAUUAUGAAAGCCAUUGGACUGAUUGGAUUACCUCAAUACUCUGGUGGCUCUUACUGCCUGCUCGAAUAAUGCUAUGGAUACCCUUAUAUAUGUUGCAGCUACUCUAUAGGCGCAGUUCAAGAACGCCUAUGAGUCCCGGGAGGAACCGCCAUUCUUCGAGAACGGGUUUUAGCAAAACGAACUCAGCGAAAGAGCAUCAUGUCCCUAAUCGGACUACUGAUAGAAGACGCGGAGUAAUUGAGGAUCUUCAUCUUGCUAUAGAGAUCUUCAUAGAGACAAUCUUCGAUUUUUUCCACAAGGCUGCUCAUCUUAUUCUUUCUCCAUCAGAAGCUUGUAGAAUAGUGUUUUCAUGGUUCUCUUCUCCUAGUAGCAGUCCUAAAGGAGCCUAUGAUGACGAUUCAGAUGACGAAACUGUACAGACUGCCACUCUCGGAGAGAGUAAUCCAUCUCCUACAGAAAGGACCACAAGCUUAUACAACUCUAUGAACACAGAUACUCGGACGUGUAAAGACGUCAUAACAGAGCUAGGGUACCCAUAUGAAGCUAUCCAUGUUAUAACCUCUGAUGGAUACGUGCUUCUCUUGGAAAGGAUACCGAGACGAGAUGCGCGGAAAGCUGUCUAUUUGCAGCAUGGGGUUUUGGAUUCUUCCAUGGGGUGGGUGUCUAAUGGGGUUGUUGGAUCUCCUGCCUUUGCUGCAUACGACCAAGGCUAUGACGUUUUCCUCGGGAACUUUCGGGGUUUGGUUUCGAGAGAACAUGUCGACAAAAACAUAUCCUCGAGAGAAUACUGGCGGUACUCCAUCAACGAGCACGGAAUUGAGGAUAUCCCUGCAAUGAUAGAGAAAAUCCACGAAAUCAAAACUGCGGAACUCAAGCUCUGCCAAUCUAAUGCCGACGAGGAAGUGAACGAGGAGCAACCAUAUAAACUCUGUGCGAUCUGUCACAGUCUAGGCGGGGCUGGGAUUCUGAUGUACGUUAUUACACGCAGAAUCGAAGAGAAGCCACACCGACUCUCGAGGCUAAUCUUGCUCUCGCCUGCCGGGUUUCAUGAUGACUCGAACUUCGUCUUCAUGUUGAUCGAAUACAUAUUCCUCUUCUUUAGCCCCAUAUUAGCCCGUCUCGUGCCUGCCUUCUAUAUCCCUACGAGAUUCUUCCGGAUGCUUUUGAACAAACUAGCCCGGGACUUCCAUAACUACCCCGCUGUUGGUGGGCUCGUCCAGACUCUGAUGAGUUACGUUGUCGGCGGGGACAGCUCGGACUGGGUCGGGGUCUUGGGUUUGCCUCAUUACAACAUGAACGACAUGCCUGCUGUCUCUUUCCGGGUGGCUCAGCAUCUCGCCCAGAUGAAGCACAGCGGAAGGUUCAGGAUGUUCGAUUACGGGAGCCCGUCGACCAACAUGGAGAUUUACGGGUCCCCCGAACCGCUGGACCUAGGAGAGUAUUACGGGUUCAUCGACGUGCCUGUGGACCUGGUAGCUGGUCGGAAGGACAGGGUGAUCCGUCCAUCGAUGGUACGAAGGCAUUACAGGCUGAUGAAUGAGGCAGGGGUCGAUGUGUCGUACAACGAGUUCGAGUACGCGCAUCUGGAUUUCACGUUCUCCCACCGCGAAGAGCUGCUAGCCUACGUUAUGUCGAGGUUGUUGCUGGUGGAACCGAUGCCUGUCGGAAAGAGACAGAGCAGUCAAAAGGGCAUGAAGUUGAAGAAGAAGAAGGAAGGGCUGUGAACACUGAUCAUCGUCGUGUUGUGUCUGAAGGCUAGUGUACAUAUAUGUGAUGUGAAUCAGGUCUCCUGGUGAAAUUUUAGUGCAAGGGUUCAAGUUUUACUUAGCAUAUAUAUAUAUACAUAUAUAUAUAUGAAACCCAUUUGGUAAUAUGCAGCGCUUGUGUGGGAGACUAUAGCUUUUGAUUGUAUGGUGAGAGGAGAGGAGAGGGUCUGAAACCUUGUGGGUUUUUUUUUUAAAUAAAAAAUUUUAAUGUCUUUCAGAGA
Messenger RNA from Tarenaya hassleriana, 2730 nucleotides. Its product is annotated as gastric triacylglycerol lipase-like. Gene Ontology annotation, biological process: lipid metabolic process. Bases 374 to 2467 code for a protein of 697 amino acids. The record is from RefSeq and is a predicted model, not a curated record. The transcript is spliced from 9 exons. Lineage: Eukaryota; Viridiplantae; Streptophyta; Magnoliopsida; Brassicales; Cleomaceae.